AUGUCUUCAAGCAAGAUCCCCGCGCCUGAGAACUUGCCACCUCCGCCUCCAGCCCGCAUCGCCUCAGGUGGACUAUCUUCAGUCCCUCACUCCUUCCCUCCGGCAGCACAGACGACGCAGGGCGCAGGUCUGCAGAAGGAGGAUUGUGUGCAGAGGUGUGGGUGCUCUUGGGAGAGGCGGCCCGGACACCUCUGCAGUGAGGAUGGGUUGACGGGGGGGUUGGCGCUCUUGGGAGAGGCUGCCUGCCCAGGAGGUGAAAUCGGGCCGCUCUUGACUCUACGACCUGUGGAAGAAGCUCGCACUGCCCCAAGGGAAAUCCAGCACGUACAAGCGCAGAUCCUCACAGGGGGACCCUCCUCUGUUGGUGCGAUGGGCUCCGUGCUCCCAGGCUCCAGUCUUGCGCUCAAAGCCGCAUUCAAGCCGCAGGCCGCGGUGGCGCUGUCCCUCGCUGACAUCAUCACGUCAGACGUGCUGCACAGCUUCCUGUACGGCCGCUGGAGGCACGUGCUGGGCGAACACACGCACGAGGAACACGCGCACGCGAGCGCCAGCCCCAAGACUGCGUUCACGGCGGAGGUCCUGGCGCAGUCCUUCUCCGGAGAGGUGCAGAAACUGUCCAGCCUGGUGCUCCCCAGUGAGGUCAUCAUCGCACAGAGCUCCGUCCCCGGUGAAGGUCUGGGGAUCUUCUCCAAGACAUGGAUUAAAGCCGGGACUGAGAUGGGCCCGUUCACCGGCCGUCUGGUGUCACCUGAUCACAUCGACCUGUUUAAGAACAACAACCUCAUGUGGGAGGUAUUUAACGAGGACGGCACUGUGCGCUACUUCAUCGAUGCCAGUCAGGAGGACCAGAGGAGCUGGAUGACCUACAUCAAGUGUGCGCGCAACGAACAAGAGCAGAACCUGGAGGUGGUGCAGGUCGGAUCCAGCAUCUUCUACAAGGCUGUGGAGACGAUCCCUCCAGACCAGGAGCUGUUGGUGUGGUACGGGAACUCCCACAACACUUUCCUUGGAAUCCCAGGCAUCCCAGGAGGAGACGAAGACCAUAGUAAGAAGAGCAAGAGCGAUGAGUUCCACAUAGACCCGACGGGCCCUGGCCCUGCCCCUCUCCCGGCCUCUGUUCUCAGUGUGGGCCGGAUGCGCUGUGUGAUCUGUCACCGGGGUUUUAACUCGCGCUCAAACCUGCGCUCGCACAUGCGCAUUCACACACUGGACAAACCUUUCGUCUGCAGAUUCUGCAACCGGCGAUUCAGUCAGUCCUCCACGCUGCGCAACCAUGUUCGACUGCACACGGGAGAGAGGCCCUACAAGUGUGUGGUGUGCCAGUCCGCCUACUCCCAGCUCGCAGGGCUCCGGGCGCAUCAGAAGAGUGCGCGUCACCGUCCCACCUCAGAGGGGGGCCAGGGUGUGCAUCUGGGUCCUGCAGGAGUGCAUGUGGGUCCCACAGGCGUGCAUGUGAGUGGCCAUGUGAGCCACAGCACCCCUCCACCUCCUCCACAUGCCGCUGUGCUGGCUCACCACAUACCCACCAUGGUCCUGUAG
Knipowitschia caucasica is the source of this 1539-nucleotide messenger RNA. NCBI's taxonomy places the organism in Eukaryota, Metazoa, Chordata, Actinopteri, Gobiiformes, Gobiidae. The record is from the annotation of a GenBank genome assembly.